Laccaria bicolor S238N-H82 is the source of this 596-nucleotide messenger RNA. RefSeq lists its product as uncharacterized. The transcript has 3 exons. The coding region runs from base 18 to 398 and encodes 126 amino acids. NCBI's taxonomy places the organism in Eukaryota, Fungi, Basidiomycota, Agaricomycetes, Agaricales, Hydnangiaceae. The record is from RefSeq and is a predicted model, not a curated record.
UACAGAACAUAAUCGCCAUGUCUGGGACACCGACGCCGAACGACUCUCCCGUUGCCACUCCUAUCCAACCCCUGCACAAUCCUUCGCAAGCAGCGCAAGUUGUCGUACCCCAAGCCCCACUUGGCAACGUUGCAAACCAUGGCCCGGGAAUGGGUGCUAAAGCUCUUCUUGCAAAGAAACUGGCAAAAACACAUAAUCCAGCCUUUAUCUCCCCAACCGAUAACCUCUUAACGCCUUGUACACAAAAGUUGACCGCCGCCAAGAAGAAACACUUCACAAAGGGUGCGAAGCCUGUGCAGCUAUUCGCUCAACGAGAAAGUGGCGAGUCUAGCGGCGAAGAACAAGGUACCGAGCAUUCAGACAAACAAAAAGAGGUGGACGACGAAAAUCCGUUCUAAGGCGGCAGAUCUAGACCAGCUCUUGGACAGGAUCCAUACGCUGCUGCUGCUGCUCUUCAUGACACGCCAUAUCAUGUAACCCGCAUUUCAUUCAAUCGCUCUCUUGCCUUUUGUAUACCGCUCUGUUGUAAACUUGUAAUUGUGUUUCCCACGUGUGCUUACCUUGCGUCAAUGAACAAUCUACACCUGAUUUUUGAG